AUGCAUUCCUUCAAACAAGUCUUUAUAAUCAUCCUAAUGAUGGCUGUCGCCAAAAUCACAGCAGUGCCUACCAACUCGUCCAUGAUAGCCACCAAUAUUACCUCAGUCUCUGGUACAAAUGCCUCCAUGCUGGCCACAAACAUCUCGAUGGAAGUGGCACAGCUAGAGCAACGACAAGUUUUCAGACAUUGCGAGAUCAUUGGACGCAACUCGGUGCACCUCAUCGUCUACCCAUUCAAUGACGGCAUCCAUAAUUUCGGUCUGGUCGAAUUUAGUCCCAAAUGCCUUCCGGGGCUCAAGGACGAGAUCAAGAAGCGGUGUUGCGACCGCAUCAACAACUGGGAGUGUCGAAUCGACCCCGGCCGGCCCGCAAUGGGCUAUCAGAUCGCCUUCACGUUUGGCAUCUUUUGCAAACGCCCGGACCACUGCAUCGAGGACGCCUACUUUGCCGUGAAUCACGAGGACCCAAGGGAGGACUUCAUUUGCGUGUAG
Molecule: messenger RNA, 492 nt
Organism: Pyricularia grisea
Lineage: Eukaryota; Fungi; Ascomycota; Sordariomycetes; Magnaporthales; Pyriculariaceae
Exons: 2
Coding region: 1-492 (163 amino acids)
Source: RefSeq, a predicted model, not a curated record